This is a messenger RNA of Theobroma cacao (cacao), 2608 nucleotides long. Its product is annotated as Autophagy-related protein 13. Gene Ontology annotation, cellular component: phagophore assembly site; cytosol; Atg1/ULK1 kinase complex. The record is from RefSeq and is a predicted model, not a curated record. NCBI's taxonomy places the organism in Eukaryota, Viridiplantae, Streptophyta, Magnoliopsida, Malvales, Malvaceae. Gene Ontology annotation, biological process: mitophagy; autophagosome assembly; protein localization to phagophore assembly site.
CUGGAGUGGGCUGUCCAGCUCCCGAGGGCCCCAUCCUUUCCCCUCCCUGCUAACUUCACGAGGAAGUUCACCAUGGCCUGCUUUCUUUUCCCUCAGAAAAAAUCUCUAGAGCAAAGAAGUUUUUACUAAACUACAGUAUUUUAACUAAACAAGGAGAUAAGCCAGUCAUUCCAAAGAAAGGGAAAACAAAAAAACCCAUGAUUCAAUUUUCACUCUAUUAACAAGCUGUGUGCUUAUACCCACAGGUGUCACAAGUUUCCAAUCUCAAUUUCCCUUAUAGGGUCUGAUUGUUCUCCUUUAGCUAAUUUUAAGAAAAUGGCAUCUUCUCAUAGCAGUACUCACACUGAAGCAGCAAAAAUGGAACAAGUUAUCACUGAAUUCUUCUAUAAAGGUGUUCUUAUAAUACUUGAAUCGAGGUCUCCUUAUGUGUCAUCACGUAAUUAUAGUGGUGAACAAACUGUUUCAUCUCCAUCUUCAUCCUCAUCGUCUUCGUCAAGUGUGAGACCAAGAGAUAAAUGGUUCAAUUUAGCUCUUAGGGAGUGCCCUUCAGCACUAGAAAGUCUUGAUCUUUGCCGCCAGAGUAAUUUUGAGACAGUAGUGGUUGAUGUAAUAUUGGAGCAGAAGCCACUUGAUUGGGAACCUGUGACUUUUUCCCCCAAGAGGGAUCUUGUGAGGAACUUGUCAUCAAAAGAUAAGAAUUCGUUUUGCUGGAACUUUGACCAAGAAGAAUCGGGCAGUGAGACAAAAAGUGAGAAGAUUAUAGAAAGAUGGUUGGUGCAGCAUGAAAGUAGAAAGGGUAGGGAUUGUAGUUCAGGGAGCAGAAGGUCAAGUAGUAAUAAUUUGAGUACGUUAUAUAAGAAAUCAAUAUUGCUGUUGAGGUCCUUAUAUGUGACUGUUAGGCUUUUACCUGCAUAUAAGAUUUUUCGUGAUCUCAAUUCAUCUGGUCAAAUUCGUGCCAUUAAGCUUGUUCCUAGGGUAUCUUCUUUUGUUGAACCCUUUACUCGUAAAGAAGAGGCAGAAAUGCAGCGAUUUUGGUUUACGCCUGUGGACACUUCUUGUGGAAGGCUUUCCCUUUCGGUUUUGUACCGUUCAUCAAUCUCAGAUAUAAGCUCUGAGUCAUCAACCCCUAUGUCCCCUCAAUUUAUACCAGAUUAUGUUGGAAGCCCAUUGGCAGACCCACUGAGGAGGUUCCCCUCUCUUCCUGUGUCCCACGGCUCUCCAUCAUCGUUGCCAUUCUCAAGAAGACAUAGUUGGAGUUAUGACCAUUACAAGGCUUCACCGCCUUUAGUUUCUUUCUCACCAUCACCGACACAUUCAGAAUCACGUGCUUCGGUUUCUAACCCAAGCUCUCGGUGUUUGCCACCUAUGAGCUUAUCUCCUCAUCCUCCUGAGACAUUACUAGCUCAUAGGAAGAAUACAAACUACGAUGAGUAUUGUCCUUCCCCCAAUUUCUCUGCCUCCCCUUCCCCCUCACCAUCACCUCCCAUUCACAUUCCUGGGAGUCAUCUCUCAAAAGCUCUUUUACGUUCUGAAAGUGCUCCAGUGAACAUACCUGCUCCAAGGCUUGCUACUUCCCCUGCAUUGUCCUGCAAACAAAAUUUGCCACCAUCUCCUCCCCUUAAAGUUACAAAAGCUGGUACUUCUAAGGAUAAUAUCGGUCCAGUUCAAACUGGUGCAACUAUUGAGAAGCUGUUCUCCUUUGGGAAAGAAGACUAUCGGAAAUAUUCUGGAGUGAAGUUAUCUUCCAACAGCUCACCACGAAUUUCAUUUUCCCGAAGUUCUAGUAGGUCUUUACAGGAUGAUUUUGAUGACUCUGAGUUUCCUUGUCCAUUUGAUGUGGAGGAUGAUGAUAUGACGGACCCAGGUAGCAGGCCCGAGUCUUAUGAUAGAAGAGGACAUAUGUCUGAUCCACAUGAGACAGGAUUGUUUAUGAAUAGAAAAUCCCAAGAUGCUGCAGUUGGUGCUCUUGUACGUAUGCUGAAGAAAGCCCCUCUUCGCCAAGACGUUUCAAGUUCAAUUAAUUUUUCAGAAGCCUCCAGGCCAGAAAUGUGGAGCAACAGUGUCCAAGAGCAAAACCAGAUUUUAGAGGCUGUAACUGUUGAACAUGCUACUUCUUCAAGUAUUGCAUCUUCUAGGCUUGUUGCAUCAAAGACAACUUCUGAUGCAUUAGAGGAACUUCGGGGUUACAGAGAGUUGAAAAACUUGUUGCUUAGUGAAGGUGGUAGGUCUUACACAUCUGCCAAUUAUGCUUCUGAAGCUGAACAUUCCAGCAGAGGUUCAUGAGAGUUUUGAACUUGUUCAAUAUUGGUAUAUUUGCACAUAUGUAUAGCUCUAUGGUUUGAGAUUGCUACAUGCUUUUACAGCUGAAGCCAUUUUCCUCGUUAUCUGUAUAUCAAAGGGUAUAUGAUACAGGUAUUUUUGGAUAAGAUUUAUGAGUGAUCUGUUGGCCUAGAAAACAUUGUAAAAAGCACAUUUGGUUUUUUCCUUUAGUCCUACAUAACUGUAUAGAACUUGUGGGCAUGCAGAUAUACAGGCUACAUAUGUACAUGGUAGUACAGCAUCCAGCUCGCUGAUGCUGUUGUGUGUAAUGUUUUCCUUCGUUUUUCCA